Messenger RNA from Sphaeramia orbicularis (orbiculate cardinalfish), 5339 nucleotides. RefSeq names its product Niemann-Pick disease, type C1 (gene npc1). Lineage: Eukaryota; Metazoa; Chordata; Actinopteri; Kurtiformes; Apogonidae. The coding region runs from base 87 to 3902 and encodes 1271 amino acids. The record is from RefSeq and is a predicted model, not a curated record. Gene Ontology annotation, molecular function: cholesterol binding; lipid carrier activity. Gene Ontology annotation, cellular component: plasma membrane. Gene Ontology annotation, biological process: intestinal cholesterol absorption; cholesterol homeostasis; sterol transport. The transcript has 25 exons.
AUAAAUAGAGGAAGAAGAAGAUAACAACAAGAUAUGCGAAACUUUACCUGCCCAGUCACUUUGAUUCGAUCUUUUCAGUAACAGAGAUGGGACUCUUACCAAAAAGAGGCAGUUUGUACGUGUUUUUAUUCAUUAUUCUUCUGCAAGAGGGACAUUAUCGAUGGGUUGAGGCCGACCAUUGUGUAUGGUACGGUGAAUGUGGGGAGUCCAAGGUGUCUGGGAAAAAGUACAACUGCAACUACACUGGUCCUCCCAUCCCACUACCCUCUGAGGGUUAUGACCUUCUAGCGGAGCUUUGCCCUGGAUUUGACUAUGGAAGUCGAGACAUCUGCUGUAACAUUGAGCAGUUGCGCACUCUCAAAGGAAGUCUCCAGCUACCCCUUCAGUUUCUGUCUCGGUGUCCCGCUUGUUUCUUCAAUCUCAUGAACCUGUUCUGUGAGCUUACAUGCAGUCCCAACCAGAGUCAGUUCAUGAAUGCCACUAAGUUCAAUGGGACCAGUGUGGUGGAGGUUCAGUACUACAUCGGAAAGUCAUUUGCUAACGCCAUGUACAAUGCCUGUAAGGAUGUCCAGGCACCAUCGAGCAACGUAAAGGCCUUAUCACUGCUAUGUGGGAAGGAUGCAAAAGAGUGCAAUGCAACCAACUGGAUUCAGUUCAUGUUUAACACUGACAAUCAACAGACUCCUUUCCCUAUCAUCCCAAUAUUCUCAGAUGUUCCAGUGUCUGGUUUCACACCCAUGAACAACAGGACUUACAACUGCACUGAGGGUUUGGAGGAUGGGUCAGGCCCAUGCUCCUGUCAGGACUGCUCACAAGCCUGUGGCCCCAAACCAGUUCCUCCCCCGCUUCCACCUCCCUGGACCAUCCUUGAUAUGGAUGCCAUGAGUGUCAUCAUGUGGAUCUCGUACAUGAUCUUCCUCCUUUUCUUUACUGGAGCCGUGGUGGCAGCUUGGUGUUACAGGAAAAGGACAAUCAUGUCGGAGUACGGACCCAUACUGGACAGCAAUAACCCACUGUCUCUGAACAGUGAUAAUCCUGACCAAGUUAAUGCAUCCUGUGGUGAGACACUGGGCGAACGCUUUGAGAAUAUCCUGCGGAUCCUGUUUAGUUCCUGGGGUUCAUUUUGUGUACGGCAUCCCUUUCUGGUCAUACUGGGCAGCUUCAUAGUGGUGACGGCCUCCUCCAGCGGCCUCAUAUACAUGCGCAUCACCACUGACCCCGUCGAGCUGUGGUCGUCUCCCGACAGCCAGGCUCGCCAAGAGAAAAAUUACUUUGACAGCCACUUUGGACCCUUCUUUAGGACCACACAGCUGAUUAUAACCACUCCAAUCAUUGACACAUUCAUCUACUCUCCUUACUUUGGAGGCUCAGAUGUUCCAUUUGAAGCUAUUCUGAGGAAAGAUAUCUUACACCAGGUUUUGGAUCUGCAGCUUGCCAUUGAGAACAUUACAGCCAAAUACGAGGGCCAAGAUGUCCGUCUGCAGGACGUUUGUUUGACUCCGUUGGCCCCAUACAAUAACAACUGUACCAUCUUGAGUGUCCUCAACUAUUUCCAGAAUAGCCAUGAGGUAUUGGACCACACCAUAGGAGAUGAGUUCUAUGUUUAUGCUGACUACCACAGCCAUUUCCUCUACUGUGUCAGCGCACCAGCAUCACUCAACGACACCACUCUCCUCCACGACCCCUGCUUAGGAACAUUUGGAGGCCCCAUCUUCCCCUGGUUGGCCCUUGGGGGUUAUGAUGAGGAGAACUACAACAACGCCACAGCUCUCGUGAUCACUUUCCCUCUCAACAACUACCUGGAUGAUCCAGUCCGCCGAGGCAAAGCACUCGCAUGGGAGCAAGCAUUCAUCAACUUCAUGAAAAACUUCAAUAAUGCAAACCUGACCAUAGCGUUUAGCGCAGAGAGGAGCAUCGAGGAUGAAAUAGACAGAGAGAGCAACAGUGAUAUCAGCACCAUUGUGAUCAGCUACGCCAUUAUGUUCAUCUACAUCUCUUUGGCCCUGGGUCACAUCCAUAGCCUCAGACGUUUGAUGGUAGAUUCUAAGAUUUCUCUGGGCAUCGCAGGGAUUCUGAUUGUACUGAGCUCAGUGGCGUCGUCACUGGGGAUUUUCAGUUACGCUGGUAUUCCCCUCACACUCAUUGUGAUUGAGGUGAUCCCCUUCCUGGUCCUGGCUGUUGGAGUUGAUAACAUCUUUAUUAUAGUGCAGACGUAUCAGAGGGAUGAGCGUCUGCCUCAGGAGGAGCUUCACCAGCAGAUCGGUCGUAUUCUUGGAGAUGUUGCCCCCAGUAUCUUCCUCUCCUCCUUCUCUGAGACUGUGGCCUUUUUCUUGGGAGCCCUGUCCAACAUGCCAGCGGUGAGGACUUUCUCUCUUUUUGCUGGCUUGGCUGUUUUUAUUGAUUUCCUGUUGCAGAUCAGCUGCUUCGUCAGCUUGCUCGGCCUGGACGCCAAACGACAGGAGGGAAAUCGUCUGGACAUCAUUUGCUGCGUGAAGCUGCCAGAAGGUCAGGAAGUGAAGACAGAUGGCUUCCUUUUUUGGUUUUUCAAGAAAAUCUAUGCUCCAUUUGUUCUCAAAGAGUGGGUGCGCCCCGUCAUAAUUGCAGUGUUUGUUGGGAUCCUCUCCUUCAGUGUUGCAGUGGUAAAUAAAGUAGAAAUUGGACUGGAUCAGAAACUCUCAAUGCCUGAUGACUCGUACAUGUUGAACUACUUUGAGAACAUCAGCAUGUAUCUCCACACCGGAGCUCCCGUCUACUUCGUGGUAGAGGAUGGACUCAACUACAGUAGCCUUGAUGGCCAGAAUGCUGUAUGUGGAGGUGUGGGCUGCAACAACGACUCCCUGGUCCAACAGGUGUACAGCGCUUCACUCAUCAGCAACUACACAAGGAUUGCAGUCACACCGUCAUCGUGGCUCGACGACUACUUUGACUGGGUGAAGCCUCAGUCCACCUGCUGUCGCUACUACAACAAUACUGGGGCUUUCUGCAAUGCCUCGGUGGUGGAUCCGUUGUGCGUCCACUGUCGGCCCAUGACUCCGAGUGGAAAACAGAGGCCUGUCGGUGAAGACUUCAUGCGCUUUCUGCCCAUGUUCCUGUCAGACAAUCCCAACGUCAAAUGUGGCAAAGGCGGCCACGCGGCAUACGCCACAGCUGUCGAUCUUUAUCCCAACAACACCGGCGUCGGAGCCACGUACUUCAUGACCUAUCACACCAUCCUGAAAGAUUCCGCAGACUUCAUAGACGGUUUAAAAAUGGCCCGCGUCCUGGCUGAGAAUAUUAGUCAGAGCAUGGACCACCACGUUUUCGCCUACAGUAUUUUCUACGUCUUCUACGAGCAGUACCUCACCAUUGUACACGACACGGCUCUGAACUUAGGCGUGUCAGUGGGCGCCAUAUUCGUGGUGACGACGGUGUUGCUGGGCUUCGAGUUGUGGUCUGCAGUGAUUGUCUGUAUCACCAUCGCCAUGAUCCUGGUCAACAUGUUUGGCGUCAUGUGGCUGUGGGGCAUCAGCCUCAACGCAGUGUCCCUGGUCAACCUGGUCAUGAGCUGUGGUAUCUCAGUAGAGUUCUGCAGUCACAUAGUGCGAGCAUUUUCCGUCAGUGUGAAGAAGAACAGAGUGGAGCGGGCUGAGGAGGCGCUGGCUCACAUGGGCAGUUCGGUGUUCAGUGGGAUUACAUUAACAAAGUUCGGCGGUAUCCUGAUCCUGGCGCUCUCCAAGUCCCAGAUCUUCCAGGUUUUCUACUUCAGGAUGUACUUAUCCAUAGUGUUGCUGGGGGCGACGCACGGCCUCCUCUUCCUCCCUGUUCUGCUCAGCUAUAUAGGUCCUUCAGUAAACAAAGCCAAGGUAUUCGCUGCAAACCAACGCAACGUCGGCACAGAAAGGGAGCACCUCCUCAACUACUAGCGCUGAGGAAAUGAACAAUGAACUAACUCUUGGUCUGAGAGGGACAGUGUGGGUGUGAGCGCUAGCUGUUUCUGUGAUUACUGACACACUCAUCAUCGCCACUACUAUGCACGGAUUAACUCAGGAAUAUCCCCGGGAGCGCUCAGAGGUCUCGUCUGGCUACUUGGUGAUUUUCCUCAGAGGACCGCGGACGCCCUCAUCAUCUUCACACUACACAAGAGGUUUGACUUUGGGAUUUGAAGCACCGAGGACAAACCGCAGACCAGGAAAUGACACAUUGACAGUGUGGAAGUAGGAGAGACGCCACCGCUAACAUCAGUUUACAUACAAACUCUCAGUCAGUCAGUUCCAUAUGCUACGAGUUAUUUUGAGCCGGGAACUCUGAAAAAGGGUAAUACUGAACAGUUUUUUCAUGCUUUUUUAAAAAUAUGUACAAGAAAAAUGUGGAUAUUUUUAGAGCUAUUUAAUAUUAUCAGUUGUAUAUUGACUUGAACAUAGUGCACACUUACUCUUAACAGGUGACCAAAAUAAAAUGACAAGCCCUCAUGACAACUGGCAUCGACAUGAAUCUUGGACGAAAACUUUAGCAUUUACAGACGCCAGUAACAUGAAAUUAGUGCUUUUAGCAGGUUUAGGGUCCAAACCAUUUUUAUUUUUAUCUAAAUAUAACCCCCCACACACACCCCCAAAUGAUAAACCUUUACUUUCUCACAAUUUUACUUCAAACCAGAACUCAGAUCUGCUGUGUUCACUGUAGAUGUUGUAUAUUCCUUCCCACUCACGCUGUUUUUUCACAUCACUAGCUGUUUUUGGGAUUCAGUGACACGUUUUAAUUUUAGUAUCAGAUGAUCCAUCUCAGGCGUCCUGUUAAUGUGUGCGACUGCAUUGUUAGUCUGUGAAGAAAACCUCCCUGUGUGAUACCAAGAUACAUGUCAAUGCCAGGUUUACAUUAUUAUUAUGAUUUUAAGUGUAAAUGAAACACUGUGCAGUUACUGAGUAGAAUAACGGUUGCAUUGAAGCUGUACAUUUGUAUGUAAAUAACCUACACAGGACUAAUUAAUCUGAUUACAGUAGAAUAACUGUCCAACGGUACAGUUCUGUGUGUUUCAUUCCUACAGUUUCUAAGUUAUGUUUUAUUUUUUUUAUUAGCUAUGAACUUGUGUUUCUCUGCAUUACUGUCUUAAACCCUUCCAAAGUCCUUACUAAGCGUUCAUGUGUUUCUAAGGACAAAUGGAAAUGUUACAACAAUAACUUUGUUCAUGUGCAUCAUCCAGGGUGUGACUUUCAGUAUUUGUAUCCAGACGAUCAUGUUCUUCUGUAAAGGACUCAGUCUGGUCAGAUGUUGAAGGAGAAUUACCCCACAUUUUUCUUUUUUAAAAAAAAAAGAAGUUUUCAGUUUUCCCAUGAUGCAGUAAUGUUUUUGGAACUUAAAGACAA